This is a messenger RNA of Bactrocera oleae (olive fruit fly), 2889 nucleotides long. It is a transcript of the gene eEF2, whose product is annotated as eukaryotic translation elongation factor 2. Gene Ontology annotation, cellular component: cytosol; ribonucleoprotein complex. Gene Ontology annotation, molecular function: translation elongation factor activity; GTPase activity; GTP binding. Gene Ontology annotation, biological process: translational elongation. NCBI's taxonomy places the organism in Eukaryota, Metazoa, Arthropoda, Insecta, Diptera, Tephritidae. The record is from RefSeq and is a predicted model, not a curated record.
CCUAUUAGAAAAAUAUGUAAUAACGUUGCAAAUGUCAGUCUGUGUUUGAAAGGUGUGUAUAUAAUGCAACCAUGCGUGAAAAGAGGGUUGGCAACACUAUGACUCCGAAAAACGUGUUGAAUUGGUUAGGUGCCCGAGCUGUUGGUGGUGGAUUUGUCCGUCGUUCUUUUUGCCAAGUACACGAUUAGAGGCGUGUAGUGUUUUUAAAAGUUGGUCAGAAAAAUCAUUAAACAUCCAAAAUGGUCAACUUUACUGUCGACGAAAUCCGUACCUUGAUGGACAAGAAGCGGAACAUCCGUAACAUGUCCGUCAUUGCUCACGUCGAUCAUGGCAAAUCAACUUUGACCGAUUCCUUGGUGUCGAAAGCCGGUAUUAUUGCUGGUGCCAAGGCUGGUGAAACCCGUUUCACUGACACCCGUAAGGAUGAACAGGAACGUUGUAUUACCAUCAAGUCAACGGCCAUUUCUAUGUACUUCGAAGUUGAAGAAAAGGAUCUUGUCUUCAUCACCCAUCCCGAUCAGCGUGAAAAGGAAUGCAAGGGUUUCUUGAUCAAUUUGAUCGAUUCACCCGGUCACGUUGAUUUCUCAUCUGAAGUAACUGCUGCUCUACGUGUAACUGACGGUGCCUUGGUCGUCGUCGAUUGCGUGUCUGGUGUAUGUGUACAAACCGAGACUGUAUUGCGUCAAGCCAUCGCUGAACGUAUUAAGCCAAUUUUGUUCAUGAACAAAAUGGACCGUGCUUUGCUUGAAUUGCAAUUGGAAGCUGAAGAACUGUAUCAAACUUUCCAGCGUAUCGUUGAAAACGUGAACGUCAUUAUUGCUACGUAUAACGAUGACAGUGGCCCAAUGGGUGAAGUGCGUGUUGACCCCUCCAAGGGUUCCGUCGGUUUCGGUUCUGGUCUGCACGGAUGGGCUUUCACUCUUAAGCAGUUUUCCGAAAUGUACUCUGAGAAAUUCAAGAUCGAUGUUGUCAAGCUAAUGAACCGUCUAUGGGGUGAGAACUUCUUCAACGCCAAGACCAAGAAAUGGCAAAAACAAAAGGAAGCCGAUAACAAGCGCUCCUUCUGUAUGUACAUCUUGGACCCCAUCUACAAAGUGUUCGAUGCUAUCAUGAACUACAAGAAGGAAGAAAUCGGCACCUUGUUGGAAAAGAUCGGUGUUGCUAUCAAGCACGAAGAUAAGGACAAGGAUGGCAAAGCUUUGUUGAAGGUUGUUAUGCGCACAUGGUUGCCAGCUGGUGAAGCUUUGCUUCAGAUGAUUGCCAUUCACUUGCCUUCACCUGUGGUUGCUCAGAAAUACCGUAUGGAAAUGUUGUACGAGGGUCCACACGACGACGAAGCUGCCGUCGCCGUAAAGAACUGUGAUCCUGAUGGUCCAUUGAUGAUGUACAUUUCCAAAAUGGUGCCGACUUCUGAUAAGGGACGUUUCUAUGCCUUUGGUCGUGUGUUCUCCGGUAAGGUCGCUACAGGCCAGAAGUGCCGUAUCAUGGGCCCCAACUAUGUGCCCGGUAAGAAGGAAGAUUUGUACGAAAAGGCCAUCCAACGUACAAUUUUGAUGAUGGGUCGUUAUGUUGAAGCCAUCGAAGAUGUGCCUUCCGGUAACAUUUGCGGUCUCGUCGGUGUCGAUCAAUUUUUGGUCAAGACCGGUACCAUCACCACAUUCAAGGAUGCCCACAACAUGAAGGUGAUGAAAUUCUCCGUGUCACCUGUCGUGCGUGUUGCCGUCGAGCCCAAGAACCCUGCUGAUUUGCCAAAAUUGGUGGAAGGUCUUAAGCGUUUGGCCAAAUCCGAUCCUAUGGUGCAAUGUAUCAUUGAAGAGUCUGGCGAGCAUAUCAUUGCUGGUGCCGGUGAAUUGCAUUUGGAAAUUUGCUUGAAGGAUUUGGAAGAAGAUCACGCUUGCAUUCCAUUGAAGAAAUCCGACCCUGUUGUAUCAUACCGUGAAACCGUAUUCGAGGAAUCCAACCAAAUGUGCUUGUCCAAAUCGCCCAACAAGCAUAAUCGUUUGCUGAUGAAAGCUUUACCUAUGCCUGACGGUUUGCCCGAAGACAUUGACAACGGUGAUGUCAGCUCCAAGGACGAUUUCAAACUUCGUGCCCGUUACUUGGCGGAGAAAUACGAUUAUGAUGUGACAGAAGCCCGUAAGAUCUGGUGUUUCGGUCCUGACGGUACCGGCCCUAACUUCAUUUUGGAUUGUACCAAAUCCGUGCAAUACUUGAAUGAAAUUAAGGAUUCCGUUGUUGCUGGUUUCCAAUGGGCAUCGAAGGAAGGUAUCAUGGCUGAAGAAAACUUGCGUGGUGUACGUUUCAACAUUUAUGAUGUGACGUUGCAUGCUGAUGCUAUCCAUCGUGGUGGUGGUCAAAUCAUUCCAACAACUCGUCGUUGUUUGUACGCUUCAGCUAUUACAGCCGGACCACGUCUGAUGGAACCCGUUUACUUGUGCGAAAUUCAAUGUCCCGAAGUUGCUGUCGGUGGUAUCUAUGGUGUAUUGAAUAGACGUCGUGGUCAUGUCUUCGAAGAAGCUCAAGUUGUUGGCACACCUAUGUUCGUUGUCAAGGCUUACUUGCCCGUAAACGAAUCGUUCGGUUUCACCGCCGAUUUACGUUCCAACACCGGUGGACAAGCUUUCCCACAAUGCGUGUUCGACCAUUGGCAAGUGUUGCCCGGUGAUCCAUGCGAACCCAGCAGCAAACCAUACCAAAUUGUACAGGAUACACGUAAACGUAAGGGUUUGAAGGAAGGUCUACCCGACUUGGCCCAAUACCUCGAUAAAUUGUAAGCGCACGAAGCUGUCAAUUUAGUAUGUGUUUGUUGAUGUGCGCCGAAGAGAAGAAGAAAUUAUACAAAAUAAUAAAAAGAUAAUUACAUAAUUACAACAAUAUAAAAAUAACAUA